Messenger RNA from Nematostella vectensis (starlet sea anemone), 1571 nucleotides. Its product is annotated as octopamine receptor. Gene Ontology annotation, cellular component: membrane. The coding region runs from base 72 to 956 and encodes 294 amino acids. Lineage: Eukaryota; Metazoa; Cnidaria; Anthozoa; Actiniaria; Edwardsiidae. The record is from RefSeq and is a predicted model, not a curated record. Gene Ontology annotation, molecular function: G protein-coupled receptor activity. Gene Ontology annotation, biological process: G protein-coupled receptor signaling pathway. The transcript has 3 exons.
GUAGGGCUUACGGUGGCUCCAUUCGCAGCGGCUUACAGGGUGUCCUACGAGAUGUCAGGGUGUCCUACGAGAUGUCAGGGGAGUGGGUGUUCGGCGGCGCUGUGUGCGGGUUCUGGGUGACAACUACUAUCCUCUGCGGCUGCGCGUCCGUCCUCAACCUCUGCGUGGUAAGCUGGGACCGCUACGUCACAGUGACGUCACCACUGAAUUACACACGGCGCAUGUACACUAACGUUGCCAAGGCGAUCAUCCCGAUAGUCUGGGUGACGUCAUCGGUAAUUGCAAUACCGCUGGGCAGAGUCGUAGAGAGUUCGCGGGCUCAUAAGAUGUGCAACUACGAGGGGUUGACCUUGGGUUACGCGGUGACCGCGUUUGUGUUGCUAUAUGGGUUCCCUGUGCUGUUCCUCUUCUUCGUCAAUGGUUCCAUCAUACGCACAGCGCGCUCACAUCUCAAACAAAUCCACGACCAAGAAAUGGCUGCCUCGCGGAUCACCAUAGCAACUGAGUGUAUGACGACACAGGUUCCUAAACAACGCCCGACACGAUUUUCCCGCGAGAUGCGGAUAUUCAAAGCAUGCUUGAUUGUGAUUGCUGCGUUUCUGUGUUGUUGGACUGGCUUCUUCGUUGUGCUAUUGAUUACCCCUUUGUCGUCCCCGCCCGCGCACUAUGUAGGCUUUUCCACGCUUAUGCUCACAUACGGCAACAGUGCUUGUAACCCGUACCUCUACGGCCUACUGAACGGGGAGUUCAAGAGGGCAGUAAGACGAAGUCUCCCCAGCUUUAAAUCGAGAAUUCGACCUUUCCAGGUUCCCCGUAACAGCGUGUCGUUCGUCAGCAGAAGAGCAAGUGUUCUCUCUCCCAGUCCGAAACACUCUGAUUACUCCGGCCGCCCUACCUCAGGACAAGUGGGGCUACCAUACAGCGGUAACACCUUAGCGCCUUACCACGACAUGUGACUUGUUAACACGAGAUCUAACGCAUCAAUGUAUGAGUUCUGCCGAGUAGUAGUCACAAAAUUUUCGAAUCGCGCUCUUGAUUGGCCAAGCUGCUGUAGUCGGUAAGUUAUAGACCACACUGGAAGCGCGGGUAUCAGAAAAAAACAAUAUAAUAGCCUUCUUCAAGCGGUGACUUAUUGUUGACAUUCUAUGCUAGCUGCGCACGAAAGCAAAAUGUCGCCUGCGAGUACUCGACGCCAAGAGACCAUCAUGGUCUCUGGUCGAUAAAAAAAACCUUUGGUGAAAUAGGGACUUUUGAAAGCAUAAACUGAUUUUUACUUAUGACGACAGACGUCUCAGGCUUAGUACCGCGACACCACACAUCUCUGCGACUAUUCGCCAUUUUUAGGUGGCGCGGGGAUCGGGUCGAGUUAGUAAGCGAAUUAAAUGCCGGGACGAUUUUAAGGGCACGCGAUUCAAUUUGGAAGCACAACAUUCGUGAGAUUCUGCUUAUAUAUUUAAAUACCUUUCACAACUCUCAAACACUAAAUAUUUUCAAGCCUAUUGUAAAUAUUCAAUCGUUUUUACAAAGAUAUUUUCUAGAUUAAAGAUUUACAUAAAUAUUUAUAUAACAGU